AUGCUCCAGGGUAUGAGCAGAAGCAAUCUGCUAGUGAAACUGAUUGUACUGGUUAUUACAUCUAAUAAUAAAUAACCAGUAUUUUCAUAGCCACAUUGCAUGCAAUGUCACAGGAACAAACAACUUGUUUUCAAAGGUUCGUCAGUAUAGGAAUGAUAUUUUUCACUCAAGCUGUAUGGAAUUAGAAGAAAGUGAGGCAAAUUCUUAUAUUGACGAUAUGAUAGGAGUUUUACAAGAUGGUAAGGAGCUAUUACAGCGAUCAGAUGCCCAGAUAGCGGUGAAGAAACUUCAAGAUUUGAAGAAGAAAGACUUCAUUAUUACAACUGAAGGGUUUGAAGAAAUUCUGAGACAAAUCAAGGAAGAAAUGGAAAAUGCUCCAACUAAAGAGGAAUAUGAGGAGCUCAAAAAUAAACUUGAAACACAGAUGUUCAAACUAAAAGAGGAGAUAAAAAGACUCAAAGUAGAAGAUUCUCCUAAACAAAAACAGCUAGAAUAUGAAAAGGCUAAAUCAGAAUGGCGGAAAGAGCUGAUAGAACAGUAUCACAAAACCCUGCUGCAGGUUCCUACAAUACCUUUACAACCAAAAAGUAAAAAAUGUAGCUUUAAUGAGAUUUAUAUUAGGCCCCAAAUUAUGAGGGAAAUGAAAGAAGAAAAGGGAGAGAAAAAGGAAGUGGAGGUUAAAACAAUGUCUGAAAUGUUCACAUAUAAUGGAGUUCCCCAAAAAUCUGUGUAUAUUCUAGGAGAUGCAGGGUCAGGAAAAACUAGUUUUUGUAAAUACCUGGUCAACUGUUGGUGUUUGGCACAUAGUGAGCAACAAGAAGCUAACAAUGAAAAUGAGGACCAUGGGGGUGGAAAUGAAAAACAUGGAGGUGACAAUGAAGAACAUGAAGGUGAUAAUGAAGAACAUGUAGGUGAAAAUGAAGAACAUGUUGGUGAUAAUGAAGAACAUGGAGGUGACAAUGAAGAACAUGAAGGUGAUAAUGAAGAACAUGUUGGUGAUAAUGAAGAACAUGGAGGUGACAAUGAAGAACAUGUAGGUGAUAAUGAAGAACAUGGAGGUGACAAUGAAGAACAUGUUGGUGAUAAUGAAGAACAUGAAGGUGAUAAUGAAGAACAUGUUGGUGAUAAUGAAGAACAUGGAGGUGACAAUGAAGAACAUGUAGGUGAUAAUGAAGAACAUGGAGGUGACAAUGAAGAACAUGGAGGUGAAAAUGAAGAACAUGUAGGUGAUUAUGAAGAACAUGGAGGUGACAAUGAAGAACAUGGAGGUGAAAAUGAAGAACACGUAGGUGAUAAUGAAGAACAUGGAGGUGAUAAUGAAAAUGAAGCUGACUAUAAAAAUGAGAAGCAUUGGGGCAGAAAUGAAAAACAUGGAGGCGACAAUGAAGAACAUGGAGGUGAAAAUGAAGAACAUGAAGGUGAUAUUGAAGAACAUGGGGUACAUAAUGUAAAUGAAGGGGGCAAUGAAAAUGAAGCUGACAAUAAAAAUGAGCAUGAGGGCCGAAAUGAAAAACAUGGACGUAAUAAUGAAGAACAUGGAGAUGAUAAUAAGAAACAUGAAAAUGAAAAAGAAAGUGAAGAUAGCCGUGGGAAAUAUAGAAAUGACGGUAAAAAUGAAGGUGGCAAUGACAAGCAUGGAGGUGACAAUGAAGAACAUGAAAAACAUGGAGGUGGCAAUCAAAAUGAAGGUGGUGAUGAGAAACAUAAAGAACAUGGAAGUGACAUUGUAAAUGAAGAGGUUAACAAGGAACGUGGAGGAGAUAUUGAAAAUGAAAAACACAUGGGUGGCAUUAAGAAACAUGGAAGUGACCGUGAUGACAUUCAGGGUGAAAGUAAUGACGUAGCAAACUCUGAAUUAUACAGUGAUGACUCUGAUGGUGACUUGACAGACUCUGAAUCCGACAGUGAUGACUAUGAAUAUGACAAUAAAAGUUAUGAACUUAAAUUCAAUGGUGUAAAAGAGCUGAAAAGAUUUGAUUUUUUAUUUUACAUCCCUCUUAGACAGUAUCAAAACAUUAACACUAUUGAUGAAAUGCUUCAACAACGUUAUCAAAUGAAAAUGUUAAACACACUUCUUGAAGAAGAAUCUUCUAGAGUUAUCAUUUUGCUUGAUGGCUUAGAUGAAUGGUCAUCUGAAAAUGUCCCAAAACAUAGCAUCUUUAAGAAGUACACAAUAGUAACUACUUCACGGCCAUGGAAAUUUCAUACAUUAAGAUCAAGUGAUGUGGAGAUUGAACAGUCACUGAAACUGAAUGGGUUUGAUUUUAGAUGUGAAAGAGAAAUGGUAUAUAGGACAGUCUCACAAUUAAAUGUUAGAAGUCAUGCUAAUAAAGAAGCUAGAGAUUGUAGGGAAAAGCUCGAAGAAGUGUCUCUGGAAAGUUUUAAACAGGUACCAAUUAUGCUGCAACAACUGAUAUGUCUAUGGUUUGAUGGUAAACUUGAUAAAACCUCAAGAUGUGCCAUCUACACCGGUAUGUUAGAAUUAUUCUUCACCUGGAAUGACAUGAAAAAUACAGGAACAAGUACUCGACUCAUGAAGGGUACCAAGAAAGUAAUCCUCCCUCAAUAUUUAGCAGAUAAAACCAAAUUAAGUUUAAACAGACAUUUCAUUUAUGAAAUGUCAGUGUUGGCUUAUGAGACACUAUUUAAUUGUCCUAAGAAUAAGUCCUUGUCAUUUGACAUUUGUAUGUUUGACGAACUAGAAAUAUCAGAUGAAGUAAGAGAAAAUUGCUUGAAACUUGGAUUAAUUACAGAAGAUGAAUGUUCAAGCUUGUCUGUAUCAGAACCACCAAGCUCAUUGUUCUCCUUUAUUCACAAAUCAAUGCAAGAAUUUCUGGCUGCAGUGUAUAUUGGUAUCAAUUUCAAUACAAAAAUUGAUUCAUCAGGUAGUACAGGAAAUGUUGAAUUAGCCAAAAAGUUUAUUAAUGAGGUGUUUCAGAAAUCUUCAACAGUAGAUGGCAUAUUAGAGCAGUCGAAUGUUGUCAUUAUGCUAUGUGGUCUAGAACCUAAAUUAGCAACACAUGUUUCUAAAUACAUAUAUGAAACUGUGUCAGAAGACUCUCAUGUUCAGGAAUACAGGAGAACAAUAAGAGAUAACAUUGAUAGUUAUCAUCGUUCUAUUACUGAUAUUCAAAAGCUUUUGUUUGAGGUAAUAGCAGAAUCAAAUGCAGCAUGUAGUCAAGGAAGUAAUUCUGUGUUUUAUAUAGGAGAUUUGACCAUUGAUAUAUUCAUUCAGUAUUGUGAUAUGAUUUGUUUAAGUAUUGAUCAGGAUCAAAUUGUUCCUGACUCUGUUCUGUCUAUUAAUGUGAAUUACUUGAACACAAAAAAUGUUAAAUUUACAAAAUAUUUACCAAUUUUUUAUCAUCUGGAAAAAAUUGCAAUAACAUUAGAAAGUUUAUCAAGUACACAAAGUGAUGGUACACAGAGUAAUGAACAGAUGAUUGAUGAGAUUAACAAUUGUGUUUCUGAGACAAUAAAAGUAAAUACUUUAACAUUAAAAUCUCUGUCUCUUGAUAAUGUCAUUGACACUGACAUAUAUUACCCAGUGUGUAAAACAGUUGUUAGCAACCUACCUAGUAUGGUCAAUCUUGUAGCAAUAAGAAUGAGUUGUAUAACAAUGAGUCAUGAUGAUACUACUACAUUCUGUAAUUUUCUUGAGGGAACCAGUCAUCUUGAACAAAUACAUCUUAGCUAUGUUGAUUGUGAGUGUCAUAACCAGCAUGAUGUUAAUUUAUCAAAACAUCAACAACUUCAUUACCUUGAUUUGAAUUAUACUGUUAGAGUGAUAGAUGUUGAUACUACAAACCUUGAAAUAUUUAGAUUUAGUGAGUUGAAAGAUAGUAAUUAUGAGAAAAUAUUUGAUAUUAUUAAAAAAUCUUACAAAUUAAAAGAACUUGUUUUGUAUGGAGAUAUGUUCAGUAAAUCUCAAUUAUUUCAUGCCAACAUAACAGAGAGACUAGUCAGAGUAUUACCAUUGUUACACAAUCUCAGUAAGCUUGAGUUAGGGUAUUGUAGGUUUACUGACAAUAUAAUACAGUUACCUUUAGAGAUGAAGAGUUUAAAGGACAUUAAGCUUGUUCUGUGUAAUAAUGAGUUUGACAACAUGGCAGAAGUUUGUUGAUAGUCUUCCUAGUAUUCCCCAUACUGUAGAUGUGAGUGUAAAGUUCUGUUAUAUAACAGGAGAUGGUGAGGAGUGUAAUGAUGGUAUGUUAACAUUGACAUCACAAGGACUUAAAGGAGGGAAGGGAAAUGAUGCUAUACAGUAUGUAAAAGAUCAGAAUCAGUUAUUUCAUGUUAAACGUGAUGAUGGAAUAUUCUUUAAUUUUUCAACAAGAAGGUGAGAUACAUGUAAUUUACAUGUUAAGCAUGAUGAUUACUUUUGGUUUGAAUUUUCAACAAAAAAGUGAUAAAGUAUACAUGUAGUUAACUUAGUGUUUAAACUUAAUUAGUCCAUGCUAAAAGUGAUGAUAAAUGUGGUGGUUUUUUUUUCAUUUUCUACAAAAAAUGGUUUGAAUUUUUAACAGUGAUAUAGGAUACUUGCAGUUAACAUAGUGUUUUAACUGAAUUAUUUUAUGUUAAAAGGACAUGAAUUUGUUUCUUUAUUUUCAUAAAAAAAUGAUACUAAUGACAAGUUAAAUAUUUACAUAUUGUUGUAAAGUUAAAGAAUGAAUAUAAUGCAUUAUGAUAGAAUAUAAAUCAUGCAAAAUAUUAAGUUGUUUAAUAUUGAUUUCUGGUCAUUUUAACAAAAUGCAUUUAUAAUAUUGAAAUUGAAGAAAAUAACAUUCAAAUUGUGUUUAUGAAUAAAUAAAUGAAAAGAAAUGCAGUGAAAUAUUAUAGAUAUAUUGAUCUUAGUAAGGGUAAAGGUUAUUUUUUUUUAAAGAUCAGGUAUAGUUUGUGAAAAAAAACUGAUUUGAAAAAAGUAAUGUUCUAAUUAUAAAUACAAAAUAGAUAUGUAAAUAAGUGUAUAAAUAAUUAAUAAGUAAAUUUAAUAGAAAUAUCAUAAAACAAAUGUUUAAUGUACAAGGUCAGAAAAAGAAAAAGAUUAAUGUAACAUGCAAAUACAAGUUAUAUGAUAUAUAAGACAAGGGGAUAGUAUAUAUAAAUACCAGUUUUGGAAUAUAUAGGACAGGAAAAUGGUAUAAAAAUACAAGUUAUAUGAAAUAUAGGAAAAGGGAAUGGUAUAAAAAAAUACCAGUUAUUUGAUAUAUUGGACUAGGGAUUGGUAUAUAAAUGAAUACUGGUUAUAUGAUAUAAAGGACAAGAGAAUGGUAUAAUAUAUAAAUACCAAUAAUAUAACAAGGGAGUGGUAUAUAUGAGUAUCAGUUAUAUGAUAUACAGGACAUUUGAAUGGUAUAUAUGAAUACCAGUUUUAUGAAAUAUAAGAUAGGGGAAUAGUUUAUAUAAAUUACAGUGAUUUUGUGCAUACCAGUUAAUAUAUGAUAUAUUUGACAAGGGAAUGGUAUAUGUUAAUACCAGGUAUAUGGAUGCAAAAGUGAAUGUUCUGUAAAAAUACUAGUUAUAUGAAUGUAGAAGUGAAUAUUUUGUAAAAAUACUAGAAAUAUGAAUGUAAAAGUGAAUGUUCUGUAAAAAUACUAGUUAUAUGAAUGUAGAAGUUAAUAUUCUGUAAAAAUACUAGUUAUAUGAAUGUAAAAGUGAAUGUUCUGUAAAAAUACCAUUUAUAUGAUAUAUAUGACAAGGAUAUGGUAUAUAUAAAUACCAGUGAUAUGAUAUACAGGACAGGGGAACAGUAUAUUUUAUUACCAUUGAUAUGAUAUAUACUAAUUUUGAUUAUAUGACAUAUAUAAUAAGUAAAUGGUAUAUAUAUUUUUUCAAUAAGAUGAGAAAUGUUUACUUGUUUUAUUUUAGUGAUUCCUUUAUGAUUUGUUUUACAUUGUAAAUAUGGAAAAAAAUAUAUUUUCUAAUAAUAAUGCAAAACUAUUGAUGUGUACAAGUUUAUUCAGUUAGUUAGUAUAACUCAGAUUAGUGAAAGGGACUCCACUGAGAUUUUUUUGACAAGAUAUGAUGGGAAUUCUAUUUUCAAGGUUUCAUACUAUUUGAUAAAAAUCUAUUUCAAUAACUUUUGUGCAAAAUUUCAGAUCAUUUGCUCACAUUGCUUAUCUAAAAUACUAGUAAUCAUUUAAGCUGGACUACUUAAAGAAUAGGGAGAGCUUUAAUUUAGUAACACAAGACUUAGUGUAUAAUUGGCAUCACACUGGUUGAAUUUCUGCAUGCAAGUUAGUAUCUAAAAUUACUGAAGUGAAGGAAAUGGGUUGAGAUGCUUGUUUUAUUCGGUCAUCUAACAUGAUGAACACAACUCAUGUAACUCUGAUUUGCCUCAUUGCAUAUUUAUGCGCCCUUUUCGACCUUGAAAUUCAUGGAUAAGUUUUUGCGUGUAUGCUGGUAUCUUCAUAACUACAGAUUGGAACUUCAGGCACAUAUUUGAGUGCAUAAUAGGUCACUGUCCAAGGAACAUUUCUAAGACAUGGAUUUUGACAGAAUUAUUGCCCUUUAUUCUUCAUAAGAUGAUAGAUCUUAUUUAAAAGAAAUGCAGUGCUUAAGAACUAGUACCCUGUUCUUCUUAUCUUUUGAGUUAUUGCCCUUUGUUAAUUCACAUAUUCACAUAGAUCAUUUCUCCUAAACUAUAAAAGCUAUUGACUUAAAACUUCAUAGGUUUAUAGAUAUCAUUGAGAAGAAGUGCAUUGCACAAGAACCGGUACUCUGUACUCAAAGGUUUUUGAGUUAUUGCCCUUUGUUAAUUUUCAUACUUAAUAGGCUUGUCCAGAGCAUAACUUGGUCUUUUUAAGUUUGAUUGACACCAAAUUUAGUAUGUAAGACCUUUUCCACUGACCUGCAGUGCAU
Messenger RNA from Ruditapes philippinarum (Manila clam), 6858 nucleotides. RefSeq lists its product as uncharacterized. The record is from RefSeq and is a predicted model, not a curated record. The transcript is spliced from 5 exons. Bases 176 to 4120 code for a protein of 1314 amino acids. NCBI's taxonomy places the organism in Eukaryota, Metazoa, Mollusca, Bivalvia, Venerida, Veneridae.